UGGUGUUAUUGAAGAAUCCUUUUUAAAUGCCUCUGUUUUCCACUCCUUGAUUAUUUAUUAAAUUAUAAUCAUUUCAUAACUAUCUUCUUGUGCUUGGACAAAGUCAGCGGGAUCAGUAUUAGCUUUGGUCACUCACAGUUUAGAUUUUUCUUCCUCCUUCACCCCUCCUCCUCUUCCUCCCCUCAUUUCUUACCCGGUAGUCCAACGUGGCCAGGUGAACGAAGGCAGGCAUGACGACAGAUGGCCCUUACAGUCUGAGGGAUUAAACAUUAACACCAGGCAGCUCAGAUUCUAUCGCACACACAAACACCAGUGUACACACCCACUCACGUAGGCCAGGGCAUACUGUUUACACGCACCCACAGGCCAGCAGGAGGAUGCCAGAGACACAGCUGCUGAGACACAGCCCAGCCAAUACUCUCUAGAAUCAGCAGAACGAGGGAUUUAACCGAUGGACGGAGAGGCAGAGGGCACUUUUUCUCCAGUCACCAUGGAGGUGUGGAGCUUCUCGGCAUCUGAGGAGGAGGAGGAAGAAGAGAAGAGCACCUCCAGUCUUGCGGAUGAAACAGUAGAGGAGGAGAAGAAAUAUCUCAACGGCAAUAACAAUAACAAUAAUAACAACAAUGACGGCCUUUGCCGGGAGGUGACACAAGUGCUGUGCUCAGACAGAGUGGGCCAGGUCACCAAGACGUAUCAUGACAUCAAGGCAGUCACCCACCUGCUGGAGGAGAAAGAGCGGGAUCUCGAGUUGGCAGCACGGAUUGGUCAGUCUCUCCUGAAGCAAAACCAAGAACUAACGGCGCGAAAUGAAAUGCUGGAUGAACAGCUUGAAAUUGCUAAGGAGGAGAUUGCACAACUUCGCCACGAGCUCUCGAUGCGAGACGACCUCCUUCAAUUCUAUGCGAGCACCGAAGAUACCGAGAACGCUGAAUCGCUCUCACCGAUUAAAAGGAAUGAAUCAUGCAGCUCCCUCACCAACUUUGUCCACUACGACUUCCUGCAGCAGAAACUGAAGGGUUUGGAGGAUGAGAACCGUAAACUGAGAUUUGAGGCUAAUGAGCUCACAACAGAGACGACCAACUAUGAGGAGCAAGAACAGGAGCUGAUGAUGGUGUGUGUGGAAGAGCUCUCAUCUGUCAAUAAGCAGAUGGUCGACCUGUCAGAGGAGCUGGCGCGGAAAGUAGAGGACUCCCUCCGACAGCAGGAGGAGAUCAGCUCCCUGCUCGCUCAGAUUGUGGACCAGCAAGCCCGCUGCAAAGGGCUCGCCCAUGAGAACGAGGGGCUGAACCAACAGCUGAGUGCCUCCCGUGAGAGCCAGAGAAAACUCAAAUCAGAGCUCAAGGACCUGCAGGACAAGUACUCGGAGAGUGAGGACAUGCUCCGCGAGGCCCGAGAGGACAUCAAAAACCUGCGGAACAAGAGCCUGCCCAACAGCACGGUUCAGCGGUACACAGCGCUGGCCUCUGUCCUGCCCAUGGACUCUCUGGCAGCUGAGAUAGAGGGCACCUUCCGCAAAGGCCUGGACACCCCGGCCCCGCCAGAAUACAAGAACCACCCGUGGCGUGUGUUCGAAACGGUGAAGGUGGUGAACAAGGUCGGGAGGGUGCGGUCUCUGUGCCACUCCCCGGGACUCCCGGGCUCCAGCCCGAUGUCUGCUCGCUCCAGUUGUACCAGCACCCCCCGAACCAGCUACUAUGGCUCCGAUAACGCCAGCUUCACCCUGGAGGACAAGCCCACCUCCAGUCAUGCUCAGAAAGAGGACAACAGUGUUGUUGGGCCGAAGCGUCUGGGUCAGCCAGGCACACCAGGAGGCCAGGACCUCGAAGCUGCUUUGCGCAGCCUGUCGGCCCGCCAAGAGAACCACUCCUCUGAGCGGCCUUUCUUCGAGGUGGAGCGCGAGCGGAAGCUCCGCGCCUUGGCAGCUGACUCCGAGGAGGGCGAGGGCUCCUCGGGCUUCCUGACCCCAAACAGCCUGGCCUCCAGCCCGGCAGCGUCGUCGGGCACCAACUACUCCAACGGCAGCUCGCGGCACUCCUGCAGCUCCUCAGGAGGAUCCAGGUCCUACCUGCCAGACCGCCUGCAGAUCGUCAAACCUCUGGAAGGCUCGGUGACACUGCAUCAGUGGCAGCAGCUGGCUAAACCGAACCUGGGGGGCAUCCUGCAUCCCCGUCCUGGCGUACUGACUAAAGACUUCCGGGAGCUCGAGGUUGACAUACAGCACGUCUACAGCCUGAACGACCUGGAGGAGGAUGAGCCCGACCUGUCGCAGCUUUCUGGAGCUCACGGCAUGGUCUCUCCACCUGGUCCCAACCUCCCUCAGACCUCUCCCACACAUACCAUUACCACCUGCCAAGUCCUCCAACCCUCCCUUCUCAUCCCCUCCUUCUCUACUAGCCUUCACUCUUUCGGCCUGCCAUUUUGUCGGAACUCUGAGCACGUGAGCACUUCAUCUCCAGCCCACCAGCAGCACUUUAGCCUGGGAGGCCGGACCACCACCACCACCACCUCAAACAUAACCACUCCAUCAACGGGACUCCUGCAGCUGCUGCAAGAGCGCGGCAUCUCCGCCUCCCCCUAUCCCCACCACCACCUGCACGACAUCCACAGCACAAAACCCUUGUUCACAGCAAAAGACAAAGGUGGAGGGUCAUCACCGGACAAGGAAGGAAGAAGGAACAUUUUCAGCCUGAACCUCGUGGGGAAGCUUCAGCGUCUCGGGUUGAACAGGGUGGCAGCCUGGGGGAUGAUGGGCCACAGUGGCGAGGAGAGAGAAGCCGCGUGGCAACGUCCGAAAGUCUAAUGAUCCAACACCUCCUCCUCCUCCUCUCUCGUUCGCUGCAGUGACUUUGCAUGGAGCUGUAUGACACAGCACUAGUGUCUUGAAAACAAAAGCUGCAGAAUGCGAAAGAGCCACACUGUAAGUUCUCAGUAGUGUAUAGUACUUUUCUUUUCUAUGAAGUCAUAUGUACAGUAGAUAAACUGCUGUGCGUGUGUGUGUGUGUGUGUGUGUGUGUAACAUCUUCAUCUCAGGACAAUCACCCGAUCCGUCUUUCUGACUCAUUUCUUUUUUACACAAAAAACGAAACAUCAUGAAAAAAAAAACUUUUUAUACUGUGUCUUGUUGUGAAUUGUAAUUUUACAGUUUUCCCUUCCACUGGUUUGAAAAAAAUUAAAAACCUCAUCACCAUGGUUUUUCGUAGUUUCCAAACUGACAAUAUCAAAUUAUAAAUAAUAUUGUUUUGAUUUGGGAGAGUUAAUAAUUAACUGCACAUAGUCUCUUUUUUUUAUUAUUACAAUUUUUUUUUUUUAGUUAAAACCACGAACCAAGCCAAUGCUGUCACACUGAAGAUCUUUCAAAUGCACUAAAUUACACUUUGGUCUUCCUGUUUAUUAGCUGCUACAUUGAGAAUCGCAUGUUGUAUAUAAUAAGAUUAUGAAAUAUACUGAACUAAACAAAACUGAUCUAGGAGCACGGCGAAGGCUUCUGCUCCGAACUGGGGCCGAUGACAAACCGACUGAACUGAGUGACGCUGCUCACGUUGACAUCCGCCCCACAGUUCGUCAUCUGCUUUCACAAAGCACACGUCGUCGUGGCUGCGCACAGUGCCGCACCACCUCCGAGCUGUCUACAUGUUUGACUUAUAUGUGGACUUGUGGUCGUCCUGAACCAAACCUCAGCAACAAAAAAAAAAAGACAUAUCAGGUCUGCCAUUCUGCAGCAGAGACAGCGAAUGGGAGUUUUCGAAGCAAUAUGUGUAUUGACCGUUUGCGUUGACUGAAAAAGUCCUGCUUGUACAAAUCUGCUGUGUUUCAUGUCAUCAGGAAUUUUUAAACUGCUGGGAUGUGGAUGAAAACCAAAAUCAUGUCGAGCAUUCAAAGUGAAUCCUCCAUGGUGUUCAGGGGGAAUCCUUAUUUAAAGAAAUACGAGUAGUGGGGUCAUAAUUAUUCAAACAGCGUGGUUCUUCAAUCAGCUGCAUGAAAAGGGCAUAGGAUACUGUGGAUUAAAAAGGGAAUAAAUAGUAAACACAGGUCCUUGUCAUUUGUGUUAAUCUACCAAACCACUGUUUUCUCUGCAUCGCGGUUUGCUGUAAUCUCUGUUAGCAUCACAGCUGCACAUGUCGCUGUGUUACGAGAAACUGAACCACCUGUGAAUAAAUCUUUGCAUUUUCAUCCAG
This is a messenger RNA of Scophthalmus maximus (turbot), 4175 nucleotides long. RefSeq names its product huntingtin associated protein 1 (gene hap1). The record is from RefSeq and is a predicted model, not a curated record. NCBI's taxonomy places the organism in Eukaryota, Metazoa, Chordata, Actinopteri, Pleuronectiformes, Scophthalmidae. The transcript is spliced from 14 exons. Gene Ontology annotation, cellular component: dendrite. Gene Ontology annotation, biological process: neurotrophin TRK receptor signaling pathway; neurogenesis; anterograde axonal transport of mitochondrion. Bases 452 to 2800 code for a protein of 782 amino acids. Gene Ontology annotation, molecular function: signaling receptor binding.